AUGUACGGCAACCUCGAAUAUACCAAGAAGUCCAAGCCUGGUGCGGUCGGCGAAGACAUGCCAGGGGCGAUGAAAGGUGCAAGGGAUCAUGAAGGCGCGAUUUCCGGCAACUACAAGGGCCGCCCGCGCAACGCCGAUCCCAAUUUUCCUUGUAAGUUUUCGGCUUUGUUUCACUUAUUGUUUUCAGAUCGUCCGAGCGAUUUUAAGACUCCUUUUCCCCUUUUUUGUUUUCAGAUCGUCCGAGCGGUGAGGACGCUAAGUCCGUGUCACAAUGGACCAAGGAGCACAUGAAAAAGAGACGUGAGGAAGCCCGAGAACAAAAGAAAAACUAA
Molecule: messenger RNA, 332 nt
Organism: Bursaphelenchus xylophilus (pine wood nematode)
Lineage: Eukaryota; Metazoa; Nematoda; Chromadorea; Rhabditida; Aphelenchoididae
Source: the annotation of a GenBank genome assembly